Molecule: messenger RNA, 18833 nt
Organism: Poeciliopsis prolifica (blackstripe livebearer)
Lineage: Eukaryota; Metazoa; Chordata; Actinopteri; Cyprinodontiformes; Poeciliidae
Product: plectin-like
Exons: 37
Coding region: 270-17039 (5589 amino acids)
Biological process (GO): wound healing; hemidesmosome assembly; intermediate filament cytoskeleton organization
Cellular component (GO): cytoplasm; cytoskeleton; sarcolemma
Molecular function (GO): structural constituent of cytoskeleton; structural constituent of muscle; cadherin binding
Source: RefSeq, a predicted model, not a curated record
GUGUCCAUGCCCGGCCAUUCUAAGUGAAGAGGGGACAGAACACUUUUUGACUUUUUGUUUUUAAAAAGAGGAAUUUUUUUUUUCUUCACAAAUAAACUAAAGGAUCAACCGCGAGGAAGAGACAGUAAGAAAACUAAUGCUUUCAUCUUUCAACUUACUUUAAAUUGAAUUGAGAAGCACAUGACAACUGGUUUUUCCACUGGAUUCUUUACUACCAGUGGUUGACCUUUUUUCUUUCUGUCAUUAUAUUUCAACUGACUUAAAGCACAAUGGUUGCCGGAAUGCUGAUGCCGAUGCAUGAACUGAAAGCCAUCUAUGAAGUAUUAUUUCGAGAUGGCGUUAUGGUGGCCAAGAAGGACAAGAGGCCUCAGAUCAAGCACCCGGAAGUACGAGAUGUGACCAAUCUCCAAGUAAUCCGUGCUAUGGGCUCUCUGAAAUCUAGAGGCUAUGUACGGGAAACAUUUGCUUGGAGACAUUUCUACUGGUACCUGACCAACGAUGGCAUUGUUUACCUGCGCGACUACCUCCACUUGCCUGCUGAGAUUAUUCCAGCCUCUUUGCAGAGGGUUAGGAGACCAGCUGCUACCCUGGCCCUUGCUCAUCGCGCUGCGCAGGUCCAGUCUGUGCAAGGCCCUACGUCUUACGUUCCCAAGCCAGGUCGCAGGGACGAGUCCGAGAGCCAAGAAGCGCUAGCUGAACGCCGAGGCUAUCGCUACAAAACGAUGGGUCCAGGAGAACGGGGGAAUUACAACGAUAGGACCCCUAGGUUCAGGGGCCGUCCACUUACUGAGGAACCAGUGAGGCCAAAGCUGUCAUUGGAGGCUAGGGACCAGCAUCAGCCUCUCUACCGGAGAGGUGCCAGCUUCAACAGCGAAUCAGUCAAAGAGGUGGAAAGCACAAAACGAUUCACUCAUCAAGGGCCUAGCGUGAGAAAUGAAAGGCAGGUAGAGUCACAGGAGAGAAGGAUGUUGGGUACUCAGAAGAUGAACUCCAGUUCUGCUCCGCUUCAAACAGCAGCUUUGACGCAGGAUGAGUCCCAGGCCUCCCUGAUCUCCUCCUCAGUGGCCUUACCAUUAUCUGUGGCUGCAGCCGGUGUGGCUGCAGGUGCAUCAAAGAUGGCAGUUAGCUCGUCUGCUGCUCAGACAAGUGUCAAAAUUACAAAUGUCGCAAAACGGGAGGUUUCUUCUGUGAAAUUCACUCAGGAGAUCAGUCCGACAGCAGCCGAGCUUCCGAGUGGGGAUGCUACAGAAGACAAAACAAAACCAGAUGAAGUCACGGUACAUGAAAUGCCAAUGCCCAAACCGGUUCUUACAAUGGAAUGCACUCAUAAAACUUCCAAAGUUUAUUCUGGCUCUGUCACCUCUGGAAAGAUUAGACUGGUUGAUGCUGAUCCUAAAAAGCAAAAGAAAGAGGAAGUUAUUGAUGAGUCAGUUAAGGCAACUGAUAAAAAGCCCCAAGCCCUGGUGAAACUUGAAGUUGGCAGUGAUAUCAAAGAGAAGACUGCCAAAGUUAACAAGAAGAGCGCCAAAACCAAUAAGGCUAACCAGACCAGCAGCCCAAUAUGGACCACUGAGGAAACAGACGGCAUCUCCAACAUCACAGUGACUCAAGAACCCGUCCAGCCAGAAGUACGCUCACCAGUUCUUACUGCAAAGCCUGAUGCUCAGGCCUUCCCUCCUAAAGUGGCACAAGCAGCAGGACCCUCAUCACAGGGAGUUAACACCACUCCCAAAACUCAGGCAAAACAGGAAGAUCCACAACUGAUCCAAAAGAACUAUACUGCAACAGAGAUGAUCAUUAAACUGGAGGAAACUGAUCUAACAGAGAUGCCAAAAGCCAAGAAGGAUGAAACAGUGUCGCCACGAGAGGCUUCUAAAGUUUUAGGGCAGGACCUUAAAGUGCAACAGGUCAUCCGUUCAUCUCUCUCCACUCAGAAGGAUGCUGCAACAGAGGAGGGUAAAGAUGCUAAACAAGCAGGUGACGGGACCCCCAAGUCCAAGAAAAAGAAAAAGAAGCCUCCAGGUGAGAGUUCCAAGAUCACUGUGGAACAGGAUCAUCCUCAGUCAAAGACAAAGGAGAAAAUGUCAGAAGACGACUCCCAGGAAGUGAAGGUAGAAACCUUCCACCAGAAAACAGUAAUUACUUCUGAGCUCCUAACUGUGUCUACCUCUGUCAAGACGGAAAGGGAAGCCAAAGUGGACAGUGACCGUAAAAAAACUGACAAUCAGCUAAAGAAGGAGACAUUUACAAAAGCUAAGAUGAAGCCAGAUGAAGUCCCACCUUCUCCUGCAGCUGUUCUAGCAAAAGAUAAAACUGAGGAAAUCACCGUCACUGCCGCCACUCAGGAACAAAUGACUCCCAAGUUACAGGCUGCAGCCCCUGACAUGGACCCAGAAAAAUCUCAGGAAAUCACUGUUUCCAAUGUGGAAACAGUGACUGUGCAGAAAGUGAGUCAGGUUGAGCUCAUGCGAGAGAGUGCGAAACCUGAGAAAAAAAUACGAGCGGCCCAGUCAGACUCUGAGAAAGUAACUGCUGAGGCUAUGUCUCUGCAGAGCACAGAGAAAGUUGCAGACAAGCAGCCAAAGGGGAAGAAAAGAGAGAAAAAACAGGUUAAGGUGUCACAAGAGGAAAAAACCAUAAACACAAAGUUUGUCCCUGCGACUGAAGGAGAAACACUGUCAUCCAUAACAACACUGCCUAUGGCUGCAGGCAGGGAUAGCCCAGCUGUGGCCUUUGAAAUGACAAGAACUAACGUUUCUUCAAAGAUGACUCCUGAAAGAAUGUGCAGUGAGGAAGUCGGGCAGGCAGCAGCUGUGCUCUCUGAGGCCCCGACAGACAAAGGGGAGGUGGAGCUAACGCAGCCCUCUGCAGAAAAAACCAAGCGGGAGGUUCCAAAAGCAAAAACAUCUUCCAGUGCGAGGAAAGCACCCGCACCCGAAGAUUUAGCGUCAGCUGAGGCACAGGCCAGCCCUCUCUCCAGGCAAGAAGAGCCUCCCAGAGUUGCACAACAUUCAGCCAGGCAGGCAGCAGAGUGCAGCACACAGGAAAGGCUCUCGGUCUCGGAGGCCUCAGUACACGAAGAAGACAAGAAGAGGGACUUGUCGGAGGACACACCCUCUGCCACUGCCACACCCGCAGCCCAGCCUGACCAGCCUCACCUGGGGGACACCAACAGCGCCGACACAGACGAGGCCAACAUGAGGAAGAAAAUAGUAGUGGUGGAGGAGAUAGUUGAGGUGAAGCAAAUCGUCAGCCCUCAGGCAACCGGGCAGCAGUCACCUCCCCCACCUGUGAAGACAGCAGAGGGGGAUGAAGACGAGGAGCUGGACCUAGAUGUUCUGGAGGCAAUCGCCAUAGAGCGAGCUCUCUUGGCCGGUGCUACAAGGGUCAAGGUGCAAGGGGCUUCACCUGACACUGACUGGGACCACUCAUUGGCAGAGCCAGAGGAGAAGACAUGGCCUAACUUCAUUGAAGAUGAACGAGAUCGGGUACAGAAGAAAACCUUCACAAAAUGGGUUAACAAGCAUUUGAUUAAGCCUGGGAGGGCAGAGGCGCAGCGUCAAGUGGCAGAUCUGUACGAAGAUCUGCGGGAUGGACAUAACCUGAUCUCGUUGUUGGAGGUCCUCUCCGGAGAAACUCUGCCGAGGGAGAAAGACAUGGUCAGGAGCGUUCGUCUGCCCAGAGAGAAAGGCCGGAUGCGCUUCCACAAACUCCAGAAUGUACAGAUAGCGCUGGACUUCCUGAAACACCGGCAGGUCAAGCUGGUGAACAUCAGAAAUGACGACAUCGCCGACGGGAACCCCAAGCUGACACUGGGGUUGAUAUGGACCAUCAUCCUCCACUUCCAGGUCUCCUCAUCUAUCUCAGACAUUCAGGUCAACGGCCAGUCGGAAGACAUGACCGCCAAGGAGAAGCUGCUGCUCUGGUCCCAGAGGAUGACAGACGGCUACCAGGGCAUCCGCUGCGACAACUUCACCACCAGCUGGAGGGACGGCAAGCUCUUCAACGCCGUCAUCCAUAAGCACUACCCCAGGCUCAUCGACAUGGGCAAAGUGUACCGACAGACCAACCUGGAAAACCUGGAGCAGGCCUUCCACGUGGCAGAAAGAGACCUGGGUGUGACCCGCCUCCUGGACCCCGAAGAUGUCGACGUCCCGCAUCCCGACGAGAAGUCCAUCAUCACUUACGUUUCAUCUCUGUAUGACGUCAUGCCUCGAGUCGACGUCCACGAUGGCGCCAGAGCGAAUGACCUGGAGCUACGCUGGCAGGAGUAUUACGAGCGGGUGACCCUGCUGCUCCAGUGGAUCCGCCACCAUGUCACCGUCUUCGAGGAGAGGAAAUUCCCCAGCAGCUACGAGGAGAUAGAGCUUCUUUGGCGCCAGUUCUUGAAGUUCAAGGAGGCGGAGCUGCCGGUGAAGGAGUCCGACAAGAGCCACUCCAAACACAUCUACCAGACCUUUGAGAGUGCAGUUCACGCCGGUCAGGUUAAGGUACCGCCCGGCUACCACCCCAUCGACGUGGAGAAGGAGUGGGGGCGACUUCAUGUGGCCAUACUAGAGAGAGAACGACUGCUCAGGAUUGAGUUUGAGAGACUGGAGAGGCUGCAGAGGAUUUUUGGUAAAGUCCAGAUGGAGUCCGGGUUGUGUGACGAGCAGCUCAGUCAUCUGGACGGCCUCCUGCAGAAGGACAUCGCUCUGCUGAACGCAGGGAAACCAGCUCAGCACACGGCGGAGGUGGACAGGGAGCUGGACAAGGCGGAAAGCACCAUCCGCCUGCUCUUCAACGACGUCCAGAUGCUCAAGGAUGGGCGCCACCCUCAGGCGGAACAGAUGUACCGCAGAGUCUACCGUAUUCACGAGCGGCUGGUGAACCUGCGCAGCGACUACAACCUCCGCCUGAAGGCACCGGCGGGUAAGGUCCAGGCCAUGCAGACCCAGCAGACCCAGCAGCAGAGCAGCGCCAAGGUGCGGCCAGAGCUGGACGACGUGACGUUGCGCUACGUCCAAGAUCUUCUGGCCUGGGUGGAGGAGAACCAGCGGCGCAUUGAUAAGUCGGAGUGGGGAUCGGAUCUACCCUCUGUGGAGUCUCAGCUGGGCAGCCACAGAGGUCUGCAUCAGACCGUGGAGGACUUCAAGUCCAAGAUCGAACGGGCCAAGUCCGACGAGAGCCAGUUAUCACCGGUCAGCAAAGGGACGUACAGAGAAUACCUGGGGAAACUGGACCUCCAGUACGGCAAACUGCUGAACUCCUCCAAGUCCCGCCUGAGGAACCUGGACUCCCUGCACGCCUUCGUCGUCGCAGCAACCAAAGAGCUAAUGUGGCUGAACGACAAAGAAGAGGAAGAGGUCAACUACGACUGGAGCGACAGAAACACCAACAUGACGGUGAAGAAAGAAAACUACUCCGGCCUGAUGCGAGAGCUGGAGCAAAGAGAGAAGAAGGUCAACGACAUCCAGGCCAUGGGAGACAAGCUGGUCAGAGACGGACAUCCCGGGAAGAAGACAGUGGAGGCCUUCACAGCCGCCCUGCAGACUCAGUGGAGCUGGAUCCUGCAGCUGUGCUGCUGCGUCGAAGCUCACCUUAAGGAAAACAUGGCUUACUACCAGUUCUUCGCCGAUGUAAAGGAAGCACAGGACAAAAUGAAGAAGAUGCAAGAGAGCAUGAAGAAGAAGUACAGCUGCGACCGCUCGACCACCGCCACGCGCCUGGAGGAUCUGCUGCAGGACGCCGUGGAAGAAAAGGAACAGCUGAAUGAAUUUAAGACUUUGCUCAACGGACUGAACAAGAGGUCCAGGUCCGUCAUCCAGUUGAAACCCCGUAAUCCCACCACCCCCAUCAAGGGAAAGACUCCUAUUCAAGCUGUCUGUGACUUCAAGCAGCAGGAGAUCACGGUCCAUAAAGGAGAAGAGUGUGCUCUGCUCAACAACUCGCAGCCCUUCAAGUGGAAGGUGUUGAACCGCUCUGGAAACGAAGCGGUGGUUCCUUCUGUCUGCUUCCUUGUGCCUCCUGUCAAUAAGGAGGCGGUGGACAGCGUGUCGAGUCUGGAUUCAAAUCUUCAGCAGAUGACCUCCAUGUGGCAGAUGCUUCACAUUAACUUGAAGAGCCUGCUGUCAUGGCAGUACCUGACCAGAGACUUCACACAGAUACGCUCCUGGAACAUCGCCAUGUUAAAAACCAUGAAACCAGAAGAAUACCGGCUGGUCAUGAGAAACCUGGAGGCCCACUAUCAAGACUUCAUGCGGGACAGCCAGGACUCCCAGCUUUUCAGGCCCGACGAUCGCAUGCAGGUGGAGGACGACUACAACAAAGUCAGCCAGCAUUUUGACAACCUGCUUCGCUCCAUGGAGAAAGGAGAAUUUCAGGUUGUUAGGCCGAAAGGCCAACAGGACGAGACCCUGUGCAAGAACUACAUCUCCGAGAUCAAGGAUCUGCGUCUGCGCAUCGAGAACUGCGAGUCUCAGACUGUGAGUCGCAUCCGCAAACCGCUGGACAAGGAGCCGCUGAAGGAAUGCAGCCAGAAGUGGGGAGAGCAGCAGAAAGUCCAGGGAGAGCUUGAGGGACUUAAGAAGGACCUGGAUAAGGUGUCUGUGAAAACCCAGCAGGUGUUGGCGUCCCCUCAGCAGCCGGCCUCGGCUCCUGUGCUGCGGUCCGAACUGGACGUCACCGUGCAGAAGAUGGACCACGUCUACAUGCUCUCCUCUGUCUAUCUUGAGAAGCUGAAGACCGUGGACAUGGUGAUCCGGAACACCCAGGGAGCGGAGGGAGUGCUGAAGCAGUAUGAGGACUGCCUGCGGGAGGUCCAGGCUGUUCCCAGUGACGUCAAGGAGGUGGAGGCACAACGAUCCAAGCUGAAGAAAAUGCGAGGCGAGGCUGAGAGCGAGCAGCCGGUGUUCGACUCGAUGGACGAGGAGCUGAAGAAGGCCUCCGCCGUCAGCGACAAGAUGUCCCGCGUUCACACCGAGCGGGACAUCGAGCUGGACCACUACCGCCAGCUGACCGGCAGCCUCCAGGACCGCUGGAAAGCCGUGUUCACCCAGAUCGACCUUCGCCAGAGAGAGCUGGAGCAACUCGGCCGGCAGCUGGGCUACUACCGCGAGAGCUACGACUGGCUCAUGCACUGGAUCGCCGACGCCAAGCAAAGGCAGGAGAAGAUCCAGGCCAUGCCCAUCACCGACACCAAAACUCUCAAAGACCAGCUGGCACAGGAGAAGAAACUCCUGAGUGAAAUUGAGCAGAAUCAAGGCAAAGUGGAUGAGUGUCAAAAGUACGCUAAAGCAUACAUUGAUACAAUCAAGGACUAUGAACUGCAGCUGGUUGCCUACAGAGCUCAGGUGGAGCCUCUUGCUUCUCCUCUGAAGAAAUCCAAACUGGAUUCUGCUUCUGACAACAUCAUUCAAGAGUAUGUGACUCUGAAGACUAAGUACAGCGAGCUGAUGACGCUUACUAAUCAGUACAUCAAGUUCAUCAUCGACAUGCAGCAACGCUUGGAGGACGAGGAGAAAGCUGCACAGAAACUCAAAGCGGAAGAACAAAAAAAGAUGGCAGAGAUGCAGGCUGAGUUAGACAAACAGAGGCAGUUAGCUGAAGCUCAAGCGAAGGCCAUGGCUGAAGCUGAAAAAGAGGCCCGUGAGCUGAAGCUGAAAAUGCGGGAUGAAGUAAACAGGAGAGAGAUCGCUGCGGUUGAUGCAGAAAAGCAAAAGCAAAACAUCCAGCUGCAGCUGUGUGAGCUUAAAAACCUCUCAGAGCAACAGAUCCAAGACAAAAGCCAGCAGGUGGAUGAAGCUCUGCAAAGCAGAGUCAAGAUUGAAGAGGAGAUUCGCUUCGUGAGACUCCAGCUUGAGACCACCGAGAAACAAAAGGCUACCGCAGAAUCGGAGCUCAAGCAGCUUCGCAACAGAGCCGAUGAAGCAGAGAAACUCAGAAAGGCAGCGCAGGAAGAGGCAGAGAAGCUCCGUAAACAAGUCAGCGAAGAGACACAGAAAAAGCGCCUGGCCGAGGAGGAACUUAAGCGCAAGUCUGAGGCGGAGAAGGAGGCGGCGAAACAGAAACAAAAGGCUCUGGAAGACCUUGAGAACCUCAGAAGGCAGGCCGAGGAAGCCGAGAGGCAAGUCAAGCAAGCCGAGGUUGAGAAAGAACGACAAAUCAAAGUGGCUCAUGAGGCAGCCCAGAAAAGCGCUGCUGCUGAACUCCAGAGCAAACACACUUCGUUUGCAGAGAAGACCUCCAAGUUGGAGGAAUCACUCAAGCAAGAGCACGGCACCGUCCUCCAGCUGCAACAGGAAGCAGCUCUCCUCAAGAAGCAACAGGAGGAUGCAGAAAAUGCCAGAGAAGAAGCUGAGAAGGAGCUGGAGAAAUGGAGACAGAAAGCCAACGAAGCCCUUCGUCUGAGACUGCAAGCCGAAGAAGAAGCGCACAAGAAGACGCUGGCCCAGGAAGAAGCUGAGAAACAAAAAGAGGAUGCAGAGCGCGAGGCCAAGAAGCGAGCCAAAGCUGAGGAUUCGGCUCUGAAGCAGAAGGACAUGGCGGAGAAAGAACUGGAGAGGCAGAGGAAGGUCGCCGAGAGCACGGCUCAGCAGAAGCUCACUGCAGAACAGGAACUCAUUCGACUCAGGGCAGAUUUCGACAAUGCAGAGCAGCAGAGGUCCUUGCUUGAGGACGAACUCUACCGUCUCAAGAACGAAGUCCUUGCUGCCCAGCAACAAAGGAAACAACUGGAAGAUGAACUGGCCAAAGUUAGGAGUGAGAUGGAUUUACUUAUCCAGUUGAAAUCCAAAGCAGAAAAGGAAUCCAUGUCCAACACAGAGAAGAGUAAACAGCUUCUUGAAGCAGAAGCCUCCAAGAUGAGGGACCUGGCUGAGGAAGCAAGCCGACUCAGAGCCAUUGCUGAGGAAGCCAAGCAUCAGCGGCAGAUUGCAGAGGAAGAGGCGGCGCGACAGAGAGUGGAGGCUGAGAGGAUUCUCAAAGAGAAGCUCUCUGCGAUCAGUGAUGCUACUCGCCUUAAAACAGAGGCUGAGAUUGCCCUGAAAGAGAAGGAGGCUGAAAACGAGAGACUGAGGAGACAAGCAGAGGAUGAGGCUUACCAGAGGAAAGCCCUGGAGGACCAGGCAAACCAACACAAGCAAGACAUUGAGGAAAAGAUAGUUCAGCUCAAAAAGUCGUCUGAGGAUGAAAUGAACAGACAAAGGGCAUUGGUGGAUGACACCCUCAAACAGAAGCGGAUCGUUGAAGAGGAAAUCCGAAUCCUUAAGCUUAACUUUGAAAAGGCUUCGUCUGGAAAACUUGAUCUGGAGCUGGAACUUAAUAAGCUGAAGAACAUUGCGGAGGAAACUCAACAAAGCAAGCUCAGAGCAGAGGAGGAGGCUGAGAAGCUAAGGAGGCUUGCGCUUGAGGAAGAAAGGAGGAGAAGAGAAGCAGAAGAAAAGGUCAAGAAAAUUGCGGCAGCGGAGGAAGAGGCAGCCAGACAACGCAAGGUGGCCCAAGACGAGCUCGAGCGUCUGAAAAAGAAAGCAGAGGAAGCCAGAAAGCAGAAAGAUGAAGCUGACAAAGAAGCUGAAAAACAGAUUGUUGUCGCCCAACAAGCCGCCCUCAAAUGCAACGCAGCGGAGCAGCAAGUGCAAAGUGUCCUUGCUCAACAGAAAGAGGACAGCUUAAUGCAGAAGAAACUCAAGGAGGAGUACGAGAAAGCCAAGAAGCUCGCCAAGGAGGCGGAAGCCGCCAAGGAGAAGGCAGAAAGGGAGGCGGCUCUCCUUCGCCAGCAAGCAGAGGACGCAGAGAGACAAAAGGCCACUGCUGAGCAGGAAGCUGCCAUCCAAGCCCAAGCUCAAGAAGACGCUGAGAGAUUGAGGAAGGAGGCUGAAUUCGAAGCUGCCAAGCGAGCUCAGGCAGAAGCCGCAGCCCUCAAGCAGAAACAACAAGCCGAUGCUGAGAUGGCGAAGCACAAAAACCUGGCCGAGCAAACGCUGAAGCAAAAGUUCCAAGUGGAGCAAGAGCUCACAAAAGUCAAACUUCAGCUUGACGAAACAGAUAAGCAGAAAUCUGUCCUGGACGAGGAGCUCCAGCGCCUGAAGGACGAAGUCGAUGAUGCCGUCAAACAGAAGGCCCAGGUGGAGGACGAACUGUUCAAAGUUAAGGUUCAGAUGGAGGAACUACUCAAGCUGAAGAUGAAAAUUGAGGAGGAAAAUCAACGGCUUAUCAAAAAAGACAAGGACAACACACAACAAUUCCUUGCCGAGGAGGCCGAGAAGAUGAAGAAGCUUGCGGAAGAUGCCGCCAGGCUCAGUGUCGAGGCCCAAGAGGCUGCUCGCUUGAGGCAGAUUGCAGAAGACGAUCUCAACCAGCAGCGAGCACUUGCAGACAAAAUGCUCAAGGAGAAAAUGCAAGCCAUACAAGAGGCAUCCAGACUCAAAGCUGAGGCUGAGAUGCUCCAGAAGCAGAAAGAUCUGGCUCAGGAGCAGGCGCAAAAGCUCAUGGAGGACAAACAGCUAAUGCAGCAGCGUCUGGAGGAGGAAACUGAGGAGUACCAGCGAUCGCUUGAAGCGGAAAGGCAAAAGCAACUGGGAAUCCUGGCAGAAGCCGAAAAACUCAAACUUCAGGUCUCUCAGCUCAGCGAUGCCCAGGCCAAAGCGGAAGAAGAGGCUAAAAAGUUCAAGAAACAGGCAGACUCGAUUGCAGCCCGCCUUCACGAGACAGAAAUUGCCACACAGCAAAAAAUGACGGCUGUCGAAAAACUGGAGUAUGAGAGACAAAGUACCAGCAAAGAGGCUGACCAUUUACGCAAAGCAAUCGCAGACCUAGAGAAUGAGAAGGCUAGACUGAAAAAGGAGGCUGAGGACCUUCAAAAUAAGUCAAAAGAGAUGGCUGAUGCACAACAGAAACAAAUUGAGCAUGAGAAGACCGUGCUUCAACAGACAUUCUUGACGGAAAAGGAGAUGCUCCUGAGGAAGGAGAAGCUAAUUGAAGAAGAGAAAAAGAGGCUGGAAAGUCAGUUUGAAGAAGAAGUGAGGAAGGCAAAAGCACUCAAGGAUGAACAAGAACGCCAAAAACAGCAGAUGGAGGAGGAGAAGAAGAACCUUCUGGCUACCAUGGAUGCAGCACUCAGUAAACAGAAAGAGGCAGAGCAAGAAAUGCUAAAUAAGCAGAAAGAAAUGCAAGAACUAGAGAGAAAGAAGUUAGAGCAGGAAAGAAUUCUCGCAGAAGAAAACCAGAAGCUGCGUGAGAAAUUACAACAGCUUGAAGCCCAGAAAGAUCAGCAUCCAGGGGGCACUGACGUUGACGCCAACAAAGAACAUGUACAUUUGAAAACCAUUGAGAUAACAAAGACGGUUUACAAUGGUCAAUCUCCUGCUGAUAUGGUAGAUGGUGUAGAAAAGAGACCAGAUCCUCUAGCUUUUGAUGGUAUCCGUGAUAAGGUGCCAGCAAGCAGACUCCAUGACCUUGGUCUUUUACCCAAGAAGGACUUUGACAAGCUUAAAGAUGGCAAAACUACAGUUCAGGAGCUUAGUAAAGCUGACAAUCUAAAGCAAAUUCUUCAAGGAAAGCAUGCCAUCGCUGGUGUUUUAACACCAAAAAAUCAAAAGAUGUCUGUUUACCAAGCUUCAAAGGAAAAAAUGAUUACCCCUGGCACAGCCAUGAUACUUCUUGAAGCACAGGCGGCCACAGGUUACAUUUUAGACCCCAUAAAGAAUCAGAAGCUUUCUGUUAAUGAGGCAGUGAAGGAAGGUUUGAUUGGCCCUGAACUACAUGACAAAAUGCUUUCAGCUGAAAGGGCUGUUGUUGGCUACAAAGAUCCUUACACUGGUGGGAAGAUCUCUGCUUUCGAAGCGAUGAAGAAAGGUCUGAUAGAACGUGACCAUGCAAUAAGAAUCCUUGAAGCCCAACUUGCCACUGGUGGCAUUGUUGACCCUGUCAACAGUCACCGUGUACCCAAUGAAACGGCCUAUAAACAGGGACAGUAUGAUGCAGAAAUGAAUAAGGUUAUGGAAAAACCAUCAGAUGACACAAAGGGAUAUUUUGACCCGAGCACUCAGGAACCACUGACAUAUUCUGAACUUAUGGCAAGAUGCUCUGCUGACCCAGAAACCAGCCUGUUACUCCUGCCAAUCACAGAAAAAGCUGCUCAGUGCUCUAGCAUGUACACAGAAGAGGAGACUAAAGAUGUUUUCAACAAAACAACUGUGUCUGUGCCAUUCGGAAGAUUCCAGGGUAAAACUGUCACCAUCUGGGAGAUCAUCAACUCAGAGUACUUCACUGAAGACCAGAAAAAAGACCUUCUCCGCCAGUACAGAACUGGAAAAAUAACCAUUGAGAAGAUAAUUAAGAUAGUUAUCACUGUGGCUGAGGAGAAGGAGAAGAAGAAGGAAAUAACCUUUGAUGGUUUAAGAACAUCUGUUCCUGCCAGUGAACUCCUGGAAUCCAAAGUCAUCGAUAAUGAUCUUUACAACAAAUUGCUGAAAGGAAAUGUAUCAGUCAAGGAUGUCUCUGCAAUGAAACCAGUUCACAAAGCACUCCAGGAUACAAACUGCAUAGCCGGGGUACUUAUUGAUUCAUCCAAAGAGACGAUGUCCUUCUAUCAAGCUAUGAAGAGGGACAUGAUGAGGACAGGGCUUGCUUUGAAAAUGCUUGAAGCUCAAGCAGGAUCAGGCUAUGUGGUCGACCCUGUUCAAAAUCAAAAGUACACUGUUGAUGAGGCUGUCAAAGCUGGGGUUGUUGGUCCUGAGCUCCAUGAAAAGCUCCUGUCUGCAGAGAGAGCUGUUACUGGUUACAAAGAUCCUUACACUGGAAAGACAGUCUCUCUUUUCCAAGCAAUGAAGAAAGAUCUCAUUCCUAAAGAACAAGGUAUCAGACUGCUUGAUGCCCAAAUGACCAGUGGUGGCAUCAUUGAUCCAGUGAAGAGCCAUCGUAUACCUGAUGAUGUUGCUUUCAAGAGAAAUUAUUUAGAUAAUGAAAUGAAACAGCGACUAAGCAGUCCAACUGAUGAAACUAAAUGUUUCUUUGAUCCAAACACAAAAGAAAAUGUCACAUACUCCCAGCUGUUUGACAGGUGUGUUACAGACAAAAAAACUGGUCUUAAGCUUCUUCCACUUAGUGAUAAAGCAAUUAACGAUAAAGAAGAAGCGACGUACACCGAAGCCCAAACAAAAGACACUAUGACACAAGCAACUGUGGAGCUUGACUAUGGACCAUUCAAGGGCAGAAAAAUGACACUAUGGGAGAUUAUUCACUCUGACUAUCUCACUGAAGAACAAAGACUCGAACUGAUUAGACAGUUUAGAUCAGGAAAAGUUACAAUUGAAAAGCUUCUGAAGAUCAUUAUCACAAUUGUGGAAGAGAAGGAGGCUAAGAAAAAGGAGCAGUCCAGCUUUAAGGGACUCAGAGAUCAUGUUCCAGCAGACACCUUGUUUGAUUCCAAAAUAAUUGACAAAACAACCUUUGACCUUCUUCAGCAAGGCAAAACAACACCUAAAAAAGUCAGUGAGAAUCCAAAUGUCAGUAAAUACCUUCAGGGCACUGAGAGUAUUGCUGGGAUAUACUUGGAGCCUACCAAGGAGAAAAUGAGUAUCUAUCAGGCUAUGAAGAAAAAGCUCCUAAGGCACAACACUGGGCUUUCGCUUCUUGAGGCGCAGGCUGCAACUGGGUUCAUUGUAGAUCCAGUGAAAAACCAAUGUCUCUCAGUAGACGAGGCAGUGAAGGCAGGACUCGUUGGUCCAGAACUCCAUGAAAAACUCCUCUCAGCAGAAAAAGCAGUCACUGGCUACAAGGAUCCAUUUACCGGGAAGAAAAUCUCCCUAUAUGAAGCAAUGCAAAAGGAUCUUAUACUCAAAGAACAUGCCAUCCCCCUGUUGCAAGCUCAGAUGUUCAGUGGUGGAAUCAUUGAUCCUGUAAAGAGCCACCGGGUCCCAACUGAUGUGGCGUACCAGAAGAACAUUUUCAGCAAGGAAGUUGCCAAGACCUUGUCUGAAUCUUCAGAUGACAACAAGCCUUUCUCAGAUCCAGAAACUGAUGAAAAUGCAACCUACAAGCAACUUAAAGACAAAUGCCAAAAAGAUAAAGACACAGGCCUGUAUAUUUUGCCACUCUCCAAACCUCAGUCUCCAACCAUCGUGGAAAAAACAUACCUUUAUACAGAAGAACAAACCCAGAGUGAUCUUACCAACACCCAAAUUGACAUUCCAAUUGAGGGGCUUGCUGAUAAACCAAUGAACCUGUGGGAUGUCAUGAACUCAAACUUGCUUCCAGAGCAUGAGAGGCAGAAACUCUUGGAAGAGUACCGUUCUGGUAAAAUCACUAAAGAACGGAUGAUUAUCAUUAUAAUUGAGAUAAUGGAGCAGAGAGAAGUUGUCAUACAUGACAGUCCAUUGUCAUAUAAGACUAUAAGAAGAAGGAUAACUAUUGAGGAGCUCUACAACGCCCGCAUCAUUGAUCUCGAGACAUACAACCUUCUGAAACAGGGGAAGAGAGACAUUCGUGAUAUAAUGGAGAUGACCAGUGUAAAACAGUAUCUCUAUGGCACAGGCUGCGUCGCUGGUGUCACAACAGACUCGAGUGCCAAGAUUAGCAUAUAUCAAGCAAUGAAAAGAGGUUUUCUCAAACCAGAAACAGGCCUUACUCUCUUAGAGGCACAAGCUGCAACAGGCUUUAUUAUUGAUCCAGUAAAGAACGAGACACUCACUGUUGAUGAAGCUGUUCGUAAGGGAGUUGUUGGACCAGAGAUCCAUGACAAACUACUUUCAGCUGAAAGAGCUGUCACUGGAUAUAAGGAUCCAUACAGUGGGAAGGUCAUAUCUCUUUUCCAGGCCAUGAAAAAGGAUCUUGUUCCAGAGGAUUAUGCCCUGAAAAUGCUGGAGGCUCAAACUGCUACUGGGGGUAUCAUUGAUCCAGAAUUCCAGUUCCAUCUUCCAGCUGACAUUGCCUUGCAAAGAGGUUAUAUCAACAAGGAGACCAACGAGAAACUCACAGACAGUGUCAAGGGGUUCAUCGAUCCUGUUAAUGAAGAUCAACUGUCAUAUGCAGACCUUCUCAAGAGAUGCAAGCUUGAGGGUGGAUUGCGACUACUCUCCCUGGGAGAUAAGAGGUUAACAUUCAAGGGUUUGAGAAAACAGAUCACAAUGGAGGAGCUGAUUCGCUCACAAAUUAUCGAUCAGCAGACUGUCACUGAAUUGAAUGAAGGCAUUCUUUCAGUUGAGGAAGUUAGCAAUAGACUCUCAAGAUACCUUGAGGGCACAAGUUGUAUUGCUGGAGUGUUCUUGGAGUCGAGCAAAGAACGCCUAUCAAUUUACCAGGCCAUGAAGAAAAACAUGAUUAGACCAGGCACUGCAUUUGAACUUCUUGAGGCUCAGGCAGCCACAGGAUAUGUCAUUGAUCCAAUCAAGAACCUUAAACUUACAGUAAAUGAGUCUGUAAAGAUGGGAAUUGUAGGUCCAGAAUUCAAAGACAAGCUUCUCUCUGCUGAGCGUGCAGUGACAGGGUAUAGAGAUCCUUAUUCAGGCAAGACAAUCUCUUUGUUCCAGGCCAUGAAAAAGGGACUCAUCUUGAAAGAUCAUGGCAUCCGUCUCCUAGAAGCCCAAAUUGCCACUGGGGGAAUUAUUGACCCAGAAGAAAGUCAUCGCUUACCAGUUGAGGUGGCCUACAAGCGUGGUUUAUUUGAUGAAGAAAUGAAUGAAAUUCUGACUGACCCAUCUGAUGACACCAAAGGCUUCUUUGAUCCCAAUACUGAAGAAAAUCUGACCUACCUCCAACUUAUGGAGAGGUGUAUUACUGAUCCUGACACUGGCCUAGUUCUUCUGCUACUAAAAGAAAAGAACCGAGAAAGAAAGACCUCCUCCAAAUCAUCUGUCCGUAAACGCAGAAUAGUCAUUGUAGACCCAGAGACAGGCAAAGAAAUGUCUGUAUAUGAGGCCUACCGCAAAGGACUCAUUGACCACCAAACUUACAUGGAGCUUUCGGAACAGGAGUGUGAAUGGGAGGAAAUCACAAUGACCUCCUCUGAUGGCUCUGUCAAAUCUGUAAUUAUUGAUAGAAGGUCAGGCAGGCAGUAUGACAUUGAUGAUGCUAUUUCACGUGGAUACAUUGACCAGAAUUCUCUAGAUACAUACAGAGCUGGGAACCUGUCCAUUACAGAAUUUGCUGACAUGCUUUCUGGAGGUAUGGGAGGCUUCCGUUCACGCUCAUCCUCAUUUGGCUCCACCACUGGUUCCAGUUACUCCACUUCCAUGAGCCCCAUACCAUCCACUAAACCACCUGCAGUGAUAUGGAAUGACCCAUCUGAAGAGACAGGACCUGUAGCAGGAAUAUUGGACAUAGACACAUUGGAGAAAGUGUCUAUCACUGAAGCAAUCCAUAGAAACUUGGUGGACAACAUAACGGGCCAAAGGCUACUUGAGGCCCAAGCCUGCACAGGAGGAAUUAUUGACCCUGCAAGUGGGGAAAAGUUGUCAGUUACCGAAGCUACAGACAAAGGCUUGGUUGAUAAGGUUAUGGUUGAUCGUCUCAACCUGGCACAGAAAGCUUUUAAUGGAUUUGAAGACCCCAGAACUAAGGUGAAGAUGUCAGCUUCCCAAGCUCUGAAGAAAGGCUGGCUGUAUUAUGAGGCUGGUCAGCGUUUCCUUGAGGUUCAAUAUUUGACAGGUGGACUUAUUGAGCCUGAUGUCACAGGCCGAGUGUCUCUGGAUGAGUCCAUCAGAAAAGGAACAAUUGAUGCUCGUACUGCCCAAAAACUGAGAGAUGUCAGUGCCUAUUCAAAAUAUCUGACGUGCCCAAAAACCAAGUUGAAAAUCUCAUUCAAAGAUGCCAUGGACAGAAGCAUGGUGGAGGAGGGAAGUGGCUUAAGGCUUUUGGAGGCCUCCUCGCAAUCAAGCAAAGGCCUCUACAGUCCCUACAAUGCCAGUGGCUCUGGAUCUGCAUAUGGCUCUCGGACAGGGUCAAGAACCGGAUCCCGAUCCGGAUCCAGGAGAGGCAGCUUUGAUGCUGGCUCAGGGUUCGGCAGCAUGAACUUCUCAUCCUCCUCCUUCACAUCUACAUCCAGCUACAGCCGCAGAUAUUGAUUAGCUACUGCUGUUCCUAACACCUUUUGAUUAAGAACCAAUAUUACUAAUGCACUUUAUAGAUGCAUUUCUCACAGGAAAAAAUAGUUACACUAGUAAACCAAAAGUAUAAUUUAUUUAUUCAUAAUUGCAUGUGGUCAAAUUAACAUUGCCUCAGUUAUGGAUCUUUCUUUUUCUAUAUAUAUAAUUUUUUUUUAACAGUAACAGUAUCAACAGGUGCCUUUCUUAUGAAGGUGUAGUCAUGCAUCACCAAAAAUCCAGAAAAUCAAAAUCAUUUAAUACAGAUUAACAAGUCAAAAUUUUCUAAGACAAAAUUCAAAGCAUGACAUUUCUGCUGCUUUUAAGUGACUAUGCUUUGUUUUUGUUUUUGUUUUUGGUUUUGUUUUUUUUUUUUUACAAGUGUUCAAUAGAUGUACACUAGUGCUUUCUAAGACUAAUAUAUAUUGUAUGCAUACCAAACAAAACUAUUUUUCCAAUAUUCUUUUUUUUCUUCUCUUUUUAAAGCUGUUAGUCAUUUAGUGAUUUUUUUGUUUGUUUGUUUUAUAACUUUAUGACUGGUAGUAAUGACAAAUUGAAUGUCAACACAGUUUUAAUGGAUUUUAUCUAAAAAUGUAUGGAUGCCUUUGAAACAUUGAAAUGUUUGUAUAGAGUGUGUAAUGAUAUUCGUAUCGUCCUUUUCUCUCUCCAUGUGUACACUGUACCCAGUAAAUGAAACCAAUUAUAGCAGUAAAACACUACAAAAUGAGACACUAUUAGAAUACAUUACUGAAAAAGACUGUUGUAAUCAUUCAUUGUGACAUGAGUUCCACGUUGUCAUUACGUUUGGCAUUUUGUAAUAAGUGGAUGAGUGCAUUUCUUUGUUGUUGUGCAAACUCUAAAUUGUGGGUAUCUCAAAUUGAACAUCAGUCAAGUGUUCCAGCUAAAUCCCAAGAUGAUGUCACACUCAAUCCUGCACCCCUUCACAGAGCUGCCUGAUUUUGACUUUUAUGGAUCAAUCAGUCAGAUUCCAAAGCGUUAGUAUGGAUACUCAGUUGACCAGAGUGCGCACCUCGCCUGUCUUUGACGGAAAUGUGCGUCAGUGUCACCCUCGCACAGACAAACAGAUCCACUUCCUUCCACCAUCAUGUGUCACAUUCGAGGGAAACUGAGACUGAGCGAGCUUCAUCUUGGGAUGCCAUUUUUCCACAAACAUUCUCUAGUUGUGUGCCUUUGGCAGGUUAUUCUUACUUGAAUGAUAAUAGUGAUUUUUUUUUUUCUAGAAUAUGUUGAAAUAAAUACCCCCUCCCAUAACACAAUCUGCACCAACAGACUUGAAAUUGAGACACUUCAGCAAAAUAAAAGCACAUUUUUGGCUUUGGUCAUACUUAUGUUGAUUGAUUUAUUAUAAAUCCAGUUAAACCAAAGUGUCAAUAAUUUCACUAGCAUGAAUGUAGGCAUUUCUUUCAGAUUCACUCCUAUUAUCUGACGUUUUUACAACAGCAACCUGAAAAGACUGCUUCUUGUUUUUGUUUUGUGGUGGGGGUUUUUUCCAUACCAUGCAUUUCUGUUUUGCAUCAUUUUACAUUGUUUUAAACAUGUUUUUGUUGUCAUAAAGUGCCUUGCACGUUUUAUUAACUUUGCUGAGAUUAAGAGGAAACAUUUUGUCAAACGUAAACUUCUUUUUCUUUUUAAAUCCACUUAACUUUAGCAUCACAGGCCGAUUCUGCUUUUUGGGGGCAAAUGCUGCUUUAACGAAAACGAUGAAUUUUUGAUGUAUUUGAUGAUAACAUGCUGUAAAUAAAUAUGCGAACAGGA